UUCCUCUUUCAUGGCCUUAAGAAUCCUUCUUGCCCUGCCCCACCUUUGCAGCUGUGACUGACUUGAAGCAGAAAAGCUCACAACCUUGGACUGAUCAACUGCCCGUGUUCUCAGGAGGAACCCAGCAAAACCACCUGAAAAGCAUGGCGGUAGAUCUUCGCGGGAGCUUUUCUCUCCUGUUGCUGCUGGGGCUGUGGGAGCCCGUGUGCCUCCUCAGCAGCACUCAGCCUAAGGGUCUCACCAAGGCCCGCUGGUUUGAGAUUCAGCACAUCCAGACAAGUCCUCAGCAGUGCAACAUGGCGAUGCAUGGUGUCAACAAUUACACCCAGCACUGUAAGCCGAAAAACACCUUUCUGCAUGAAUCCUUCGGGAACGUGGCUGCCGCCUGUGGCUCUCCCAACAUCACCUGCAAGAACGGUCAAAAGAACUGCCACAAGAGCGCAGGGCCUGUCAACAUGACGGACUGCGCGCUCACGGGGGGAACCUACCCCAGCUGUCGCUACAGCAGUGCAGUGAAGUACAAAUUCUUCAUUGUGGCCUGUGAACGCCCCAAGAAGAACGACCCCCCCUACCAGCUGGUCCCUGUGCACUUAGAUGACAUUGUCUAAGGCUCAGGACACCUUUCUUCUGUUUGACACGGGUUCUCUUUCCCUUCCUUCCACUGUUUCUUUCAUUCCUACGGAAAAGGAAGGCCUUGGGAGAAUUAGACAGCCUCAGCUGUCAGAGCAGAGUCAAGACAAAAAGAAAUAGGGUGCGUGGGUUACAGUGGAGCUCAGGAGCUGAGCAGUGCUUAGCGCACAAUGAUCCCUGGCUUCCAUCACUAGCCCCCACCACCCAAAAAGGAGAGACAGGAUUAUUUUUUGCUCUGGGGCUGCCUCUGUUGGGGAGGAAUAUAGAAAACAGAUAAAGAAGGUCUGAGCAACUGAACAGUUUAUCCUGCAGCUGUUCAGGUCAAGCUUCCUUGUGCUAUGCUUACAGAAAUAAAGUCAUUUCCUUUUUCACUGUAAUAAA
This is a messenger RNA of Myodes glareolus (Bank vole), 1011 nucleotides long. RefSeq names its product ribonuclease A family member 6 (gene Rnase6). Lineage: Eukaryota; Metazoa; Chordata; Mammalia; Rodentia; Cricetidae. The record is from RefSeq and is a predicted model, not a curated record. Gene Ontology annotation, molecular function: RNA nuclease activity; nucleic acid binding. Gene Ontology annotation, biological process: defense response to Gram-negative bacterium; innate immune response; antibacterial humoral response.